Messenger RNA from Gregarina niphandrodes, 579 nucleotides. RefSeq names its product putative phosducin (Phd)-like family, thioredoxin (TRX) domain protein. Gene Ontology annotation, cellular component: cytoplasm. Bases 1 to 579 code for a protein of 192 amino acids. The record is from RefSeq and is a predicted model, not a curated record. Gene Ontology annotation, biological process: microtubule cytoskeleton organization. NCBI's taxonomy places the organism in Eukaryota, Apicomplexa, Conoidasida, Eugregarinorida, Gregarinidae. The transcript is spliced from 2 exons.
AUGGACGAUUCCGAUCUGGAGUGGUUGAGGACCCAACGCCGGCAGGAGUUCUUGCGUCAGAGAAAAGCCUUUGAGCUGUGGAAGCAAAUGGGCCAUGGCGAGAUCCUCGAGUCUGGGGGUGAGGUGGAAUUCUUCAGCCUGUCCAAGUCGAAUCCGAAAGUGUUGGUGCACUUCUACAAGAAGGACCUGAACGUCGAACGUUCCCAGUACCUCACCAAAAAAAUGCAGGCCUUGGCAUCCAAGUACAUCGACAUCCUCUUUGUCGCUGCCGAUGUUGAAAGACAUCCAUUCCUCGUCUCACGCCUGAACAUCGUUGUCAUUCCCACCGUAAGAAUCACUGCCAGUUGGCGUUCCUUGCUGCCGUUCCUCACCGACCGUGCUGCUCAGAUCGUCUUUAUAAAAGAGAUGCGGAUAACUCACGGCAUGACCGGAUUCGCAGAGUUGAACAACUCCGACGACUGGACAGAAGCGGACCUGGAGGCACUGAUGACCCAGCACGGGAUGUUCGAAGAAUACGCGCCGGAUUGGAAGGAGAACUUUGCGGCGGACAACGACGUCGGUCACGAGUUCUUCAGCUGA